AUGGCUAGUGUUUUGGUACCAGAUGUGCAGGGAAUCCCGAAUUUCGAUGUUGCAGAUGUGACCGGCAUUGCAUCAAAAUGGAAAAGAUGGCGUCGGGCAUUCGAACUUUAUGCUAAAGGCAAAGGAGUAAAGGAGGCAGAUCAAGCUAAAGCGUUGCUCCUCCAUACAGCAGGAAUGGACGUACAAGAUAUAUUCUUUACGUUACCGGAAGGAGAAGGAGAGGAUGAAUAUGCGAAAGCGGUGAACGCCUUGGACAAUUACUUUAAACCGCAAGCAAAUGUUCCUUACGAGAGGUCUGUGUUUAGAAGCAUGGCUCAAUUAGAGCAUGAAACUAUUGAACAGUACAUUACCCGUUUACGCCAGAGAGCAGAAACGUGUGAAUUCGGGAACCGUGAUGCGAUUGAUGAGAGGAUACGUGACCAAAUCAUUGACAAGUGUGUUCGUCAUAAUUUACGCCGUAAAUUACUAGAGAAAGGUAGGAACCUUACACUAACUCAAGUCCGAGAAACUGCGAGAGCUAUGGAAGACUCUGAGAGACAAGCCACAUCAAUUGAGGGUCGCACGCAAGGGGCCGUAACUGGUGUAGUAAACAAGGUUAGUGUGCAAAACAAGAAACAUUUUGUGAAAAAGACAAACGGUAAAUGCUUUAGUUGUGGUUAUGAAGGACACCUGCGGAAUGACCCUAAAUGCCCUGCUAGGGGAAAGAAAUGUCAUAAGUGUAAGCAGGUUGGACAUUUUGAGAAAAUGUGUAAAACCAAAGACCGUGGAGCAAAGGGGAAACCAGGGAAUAUUCGUCACAUUACGGAGCAGUCAGGCCAGAGUGAUGACAGCAAAGUAUACGCAUUUCGUGUCCACCAAAAUUCUGUGCUAAGUGACAGCCUUGUUGUGAACAUUGGGGAUGUUGACCUCAGCAUGAUCAUAGACUCGGGGGCAAGUUGUAAUAUAAUGGGAAUGCCAUUAUGGAACUAUCUGAAGGAAAACCACAUCAACUGUGUUUCUUCCAAAGUUGAAAAACAGCUUUUUGCUUAUGGAAGUCAACAACCUCUGAAAGUGGCUGGAAUAUUCACUGCAACUGUGAAAUACAACCAAACUGUCAUUCCGGAUGUUGAAUUCGUGGUCAUUGAGGGGAAAGGACAAGCCCUGCUUGGUCGAGAUACAGCUGUGCAGUUGGGUGUUUUACAGAUUGUUAGCAGCAUUAGUGAAGCUGUCAAUACAGACAACAGAACUGUCUUUGAGAAAUACCCUAAAUGCUUCAAAGGUGUAGGAAAGCUGAAAUCUUUUCAACUUGAAAUACCAAUCGACCCAGAUGUUGAGCCAGUAAUACAACCUAUGAGACGUAUUCCCUAUAGUUUGCGUGACAAACUUGACAAGAAGUUGGAUGAACUGCUUGAUUUGGACAUCAUUGAACGUGUGGACGAGCCGUGUUUGUGGAUAUCUCCAGUUGUUUGUUUACCCAAACAUUCAGGUGAUGACAUCAGACUCUGUGUGGACAUGCGCCAGGCCAAUACUGCGGUGCAACGAGUUCGUCACCCUAUUCCGACAAUUGAUGAAAUUUUGCAUGAAAUGAAUGGUAGUACUGUGUUUAGCAAACUUGAUGUUACCUGGGCAUAUCAUCAAAUUGAGUUAAAACCUGAAUCUCGAGAAAUUACUACUUUUGUGACACAUAAGGGUUUAUUUAGGUACAAACGUCUUAUGUUUGGCAUUAGUUGUGCCCCAGAUAUGUAUCAAAAAGUCAUGCAACAAGUAUUGCAGGGUUGUGAGGGGGUGCAUAAUAUUAUGGAUGAUAUCAUUGUACAUGCAAGUAGUCAAACAAAACAUGAUAGAUGUCUUGAAAAUGUUGUUAAAGUGUUGUAUGAAAAGGGGUUUACCCUUAACAGGGACAAAUGUGAAUUGAACAUGUCAGAAGUUGUAUUUAUGGGUCAUGUGUUGUCUGGUCGUGGCAUAGAUCUAGCAACGGUAGCAGCUCCGCUACGGGAGUUGACACGCAAGAAUUCAAUUUUUAGAUUGGGAAAAUCAGAACAAGAUUCAUUUGUAGAGUUAAAGCGUCGACUUGCAGAUGCCAAAACAUUGGGUUAUUAUGACAAAUCUGCGCCGACAAAAGUCAUAGCUGACGCUAGUCCUGUAGGACUCGGGGCGGUGCUUGUGCAAGAGCAAAGUGGAGAACAUCGUGUUCUUUCAUACGCAAGCCGCAGCUAG
Saccostrea echinata is the source of this 2196-nucleotide messenger RNA. RefSeq lists its product as uncharacterized. The transcript has 2 exons. Bases 1 to 2196 code for a protein of 731 amino acids. Lineage: Eukaryota; Metazoa; Mollusca; Bivalvia; Ostreida; Ostreidae. Gene Ontology annotation, molecular function: zinc ion binding; nucleic acid binding. The record is from RefSeq and is a predicted model, not a curated record.